AUGUUAAUUAUUAAAAAUUAUUUGAAAUUUCCAAAUGAAUAUAACAUAUAAAAUAUAAAUUAAAUAGUAAUUCAUAUUCAAAUUACAAAAAGUUUUGAUGAAAACCAAUAAUNACAAACACUAAAAUGGUGUUUUAAAUAUAAAAAACCCGCACCAAAUGGAUUGAAAGUGCUUUUCUUGAAUGAUUAUCAAUUUCUUUGGGUAACUAGAGAUAAAAAUAUUGAUUAAAUUUUGGUUUUUGAAUAAGUAGAUGGAGUUUUUAUACAGAAUUAUAAGAGAAAAAUUUAAUUAUUAUAAAAUGAUUAAUGUGAGGAUGAUCCAUUCUUUCCUAUAGUGUAUAAUCUUUAUAAGAAUAUGAUUUUAGUUAGACACAAAUAUCAAAUUUAUAUAAUUAGAAAAUAAAAAGAUGGGAUAUUUUCUAUUAUAUCAUCAUUAAAUUGUGGAAGUGAUUAAAUUUAUGGUACGAUGACAGAUAACGCUAAAUAUUUGGUAUGUUGGGUAUAAGAGUAACAACAAUACUCUAUAUUUUAGUUAUUCGAAAAAUGA
Molecule: messenger RNA, 546 nt
Organism: Paramecium sonneborni
Lineage: Eukaryota; Ciliophora; Oligohymenophorea; Peniculida; Parameciidae
Source: the annotation of a GenBank genome assembly